Messenger RNA from Acanthocheilonema viteae, 2979 nucleotides. The record is from the annotation of a GenBank genome assembly. NCBI's taxonomy places the organism in Eukaryota, Metazoa, Nematoda, Chromadorea, Rhabditida, Onchocercidae.
AUGUCAAGUCACUUUCUGGGCGCCCUGGUUGAGUUUCUUGUAGAAAAAGGUUUCAAACGGCCUGGAAAGAUCACCAAGCGAAAUCAUGAAGAACAGAAUGUUAUAAAGUUCGGGAGUUGUGAUAAGGGAAAAACAAAAAACAGAGACACUUCAAAAGAGAACAACGUGGAUAAAACGAGUUCGGAAAUCACUCGAAAGUCUUCCUUUGCUUUGAUUGGAAUGCGAUCAGUAUUACGUAAUAUGCAAAGGAAUAUACUGUCAGCAGUAUUCUUUGACGCAGUCAUAAUCAAGCCAUCGUCGGUUACAACUACUUUGGGGCUAUACGCUACCAGCCUACAGAAUACAAAAGUAUACGCAAUCUCUGGUCUAAAUACUACUCUUUCAACAGCUCUCAAUAUACCAAUGGUAGGAGCUGUAGGAUUGAUGAACAUACCCGCCACCGAAGAACUUUGCCACUUGGCAGCCCACUCAUUUAACAGUGUCAGCAUUUCAAACAAAAGGGAAAUGGUGAAGUCAAUAUUCGAAAAUUAUGUGUCACCACGAGUCGUACUGGAAAGAAUUAAUCCAACAACUGGAUUUGGUUUAGUUCCAAAUUGCGAUAAAAUGAUUCGAUUACAUCCAUUUAACAGACUCCAAAAGUAUCGGCACGGCGAACAGUCUUUACCUGACCCAAGGAAAUUGUGUCCUGAAAUGUUGCAAGUCAACGAUGAAACUUUCAGUUUGCUCGAAUCUGUUGAUGCCAUCGAAUUAGGCGAAUUCGUUGCUUUUAUCGGAAAAAUUUUGGUAGGAAGUGAGUGUUAUCUACUGGUUGCUGUUGAAUGCACUCCAGUAGCCACAUAUCCUUGCACGAAUGAUACAAUCAGUCACAUUGAUAGAGUCAUUGCCAUACCAGUAGAGAAAAAUGGUCUGCCUUGUAAGCCGGUUAUAUCUCCCUCGAAAUUAGAAAAGAUUAAAAUGUCGCAGAAGAAGGUAAUGCACUUUGUUACGAGAAAAGGAAAUUCUGUUCAAUUGAUCGAUGAAAUUCUGCGACUUUUUAAUGGUGGCGAUUUCUAUAUUUGUUUCAAAAGAGAUAUCACAUUAAACAUUCAAAGCAACUUUUCAACAAAACGCACAAAUAAGUGGUUUUUUUGGAACUAUGCUUUGCUUUCUGAUCUCUUUAACGAUGAGGGCUCACCUCAUCCAGGAACUGAGGAAUGGAUCAUUCCAGUAUGUCAAGGCUUCAUCGCUGAAAGGAAGAUAUUAGUAGAGGCUGAAACGAAGUUGACAUUAACACUGAUAUCAAGGCGAUCUAUAAAUUGUGCUGGUGUACGGUAUCUGAGACGAGGUAUCGAUGAAGAUGGUCAUGUUGCCAAUUUUGUGGAGACUGAAGUGGUGCUAACAAUUUAUGGCCACUGUCUCUCUUUUAUUCAAAUACGAGGAUCUGUUCCAGUUUUCUGGACUCAACAAGGCUACCGUUAUCGUCCACCACUUGUGAUAAGCAAAACGUUCACUGAUUCUUACCCAGCCUUCAAUAAGCACAUUACGAAAAUGAUAGAAACUUAUGGCGCACCUUUAACUAUUAUUAAUUUAGUGGAACAAAGAGGAAGAGAAAUGCAGCUUGCAUUGAGCUUUCUGCAACAUAUCCUUCACAUGAAUUCACCAGAUGUUGCCUAUUUCACAUACGAUUUUCAUUUCCGGUGUCGAGGACUUCGCUUCCACAAGGUUGCGGAAUUGAUCUCAGCAUUGACUGAGCAAAUUUCUACUAUAGGUUUUUGCUGGGUUGAUAAAUGUGGUGAAAUAGUACGUCAGCAACAAGGUGUUAUCCGAACAAAUUGUGUAGAUUGUCUGGAUAGGACGAACGUUGUACAGUGCGCGAUAUCACAAGAGUUAUGCCUUGUCCAAGCACAGAAACUCGGCAUUGUUGGCCCUCAAGCAGAUGCACCGCUUGAACUUAUUCAAGCAUUACAAACAAUGUGGGCGGAUAAUGGUGAUGCCAUUUCAAGGCAGUAUGCUGGAACGGAUGCCUUAAAAGGAGAUAUUACGCGAAGUGGUCAACGGAAUUUGGUGGGUAUGGUUAAGGACGGGUACAAUUCAGCUUCACGGUACUAUCUGUCUCAUAUGAGAGAUGCACAGCGACAGCUUGCAGUUGAUACUCUCCUGGGAAAAUCCUUAGAUAUAGGCGAAUCACAAGACGAAAAGUUUGAAGGUGAAGAAGAUGAAGAAGAAGUUGAAAGUAUAGGUCGAUUGGUCCGCGAGGCAAUCCUUUUUAUUCUUCCUGAGAAAGAGAUACUCGUUGGUGGAUGGGCUUUGAUUGAAGGAUCAAAUAAUACUGAUCAAAUUGAUAGCGUCUUGGUGUUGACAAAAACAACUCUAAUAGCAGCUUCCUAUGAUGAUGAUACGAAGCUUUCGGAUGUGAAACAUAUCAGUUUCGAUGAAAUUAGAGGCUUAGAAUACGGCCAGUUGAGCAGAUCAUCGAGAACUCAUCUAAGAUUAUGCUCAAAAUCAGGUCAACAGUUUACCUGGAGAGCAGCAAAAACACGUUUGUUCAACAAUGUUGCAAUUUUACUGAGGACGGAAGACGAAGCGGAUGAGUAUAUUCAAGCAAUUGGUGAGCAGAUAAAGGUGACGAUGGCGUUGGCUGGAUAUGUUGUCAGUUUUUCUUAUGUUCCAGUAUUGAAGAAGCCUGGAAGAACUGAUAAAAACAAGAGGAGAAUGAUGAACAUGGUGGCAUCGGUUUUCCGAUCUCGGGCUGAUUGUUCUACAAGACCAAAAUUUGAACACAUCACUUUCUCGAAGCUAGAUAAUGGCACUGAUGAUGCAGUAAUAUCCUCUGUGGAGAAAAAUAUACAUGCUGCAGACGGCAUAAUUUCAAUUAUGAAUCGUACUUCACCCGAUGAUUCUGCUACGAUUUCUUCAGAAUCUGAGAUUUCCAAAGUGAGUGGAAAAAAGAACGAUCGAUCGCAAAAAAAGCAAAAUUUGCUUGAAGUAUCGAUUAAUUGA